AUAACAUAAUUAAAAUUCCAACGCACUGUCAAAGUCGCAAAGAAUCCAGAGUAAAAUGGCAGCAGAUUAUAUUGGCUUUGCAAACCUUCCUAAUCAAGUUCACAGAAAGUCUGUGAAACGAGGUUUUGAAUUUACUUUGAUGGUAGUUGGUGAAUCUGGCCUGGGUAAAUCCACUCUAAUAAACAGCCUUUUUCUGACCAAUCUUUACUCAGACAGAGAAAUCCCACCAGUAUCAGAGAGGCUUAAAAAGACUGUGGACAUUGAAUCAUCAACUGUUGAAAUAGAAGAAAGAGGCGUGAAGUUGAAACUGACAGUUGUUGAUACCCCUGGAUUUGGUGACAGCCUUGAUAACUCUGAAUGUUAUAAACCAAUUCUGGAUUACGUCAACAAUCAGUUCAACACUUACCUCAAGGACGAGUCUGGACUCAACCGAAGAAAUAUUGUUGAUAAUAGAAUUCAUUGUUGUUUUUAUUUCAUUUCUCCUACUGGACUGCAGCCUAUCGACAUAGAUUGCAUGAAACAGUUGCAUAGUCGUGUGAACAUAGUUCCAGUUAUUGGAAAAGCAGAUACUCUGACACAGAAAGAGCUUCGGGAAUUGAAGAAAAAGAUAAUCCAUGAGAUUCAGAAGUAUGAAAUUCAGAUUUAUCAGCUUCCAUAUUGUGAUGAUGAUGAAGACGAUGAUUACAAGAAACAAACGGAAGAUUUGAGAGCAACUAUGCCGUUUGCAGUUGUGGGAAGCAAUGCAACAGUUGAGGUCCAAGGCAAAAAGGUUCGAGGAAGACGCUACCCCUGGGGAGUGGUGGAAGUUGAGAACCCAAAACACUCGGAUUUUGUUAAACUCAGAACAAUGUUGAUUACUCACAUGCAGGACUUGAAAGAGGUGACCCAGGACGUACAUUAUGAAAACUAUCGGGCAAACUGUCUCUCAGUAGGCGAUGGUAACAACACUGUUCAACGAAAUGUUAAAAGAGGGCGCGAAGCUAGUGCUGCCGACACAGACAAACUGAGUGAAAAAGACAAAAUGUUGCUAGAAAAAGAGGCCGAGCUGCGACGAAUGCAAGAGAUGUUGGCGAAAAUGAAACAGCAAAUGCAGGAAGGAACUAAUAUUUAACAUAUUAGAUUUAUUCAUAGCUAGAUUACCGAAUUAUUUUUGAUAUAAACAGUAGCUACAUGUAUAUCUUAAUUUACUGCUUGUGCAAAACAAUCAUAUGAGAUGAAGACUAUACCGUCAUGAUGUAGAUGCAAACAAUAUCACUUAUUCGUGUAUAUUUUUGUAUAUGGAGUUCUAGUUAAUAUCUUUAUAUAAAUUUUGUUGUAUUGGUCAGCUCGCAUACAACAUCUUGGGCACAUUCUUUGUUAUAAAUACUUUAUUGAUG
This is a messenger RNA of Dendronephthya gigantea, 1376 nucleotides long. Its product is annotated as septin-1-like. Lineage: Eukaryota; Metazoa; Cnidaria; Anthozoa; Malacalcyonacea; Nephtheidae. Bases 56 to 1111 code for a protein of 351 amino acids. The record is from RefSeq and is a predicted model, not a curated record. Gene Ontology annotation, molecular function: GTP binding; GTPase activity; molecular adaptor activity. Gene Ontology annotation, biological process: regulation of exocytosis; cell division; cytoskeleton-dependent cytokinesis. The transcript has 12 exons. Gene Ontology annotation, cellular component: microtubule cytoskeleton; septin ring; cell division site.